Arthroderma uncinatum is the source of this 807-nucleotide messenger RNA. Its product is annotated as CCR4-Not complex subunit Caf16. Lineage: Eukaryota; Fungi; Ascomycota; Eurotiomycetes; Onygenales; Arthrodermataceae. Gene Ontology annotation, molecular function: ATP binding; ATP hydrolysis activity. The record is from RefSeq and is a predicted model, not a curated record. The transcript has 2 exons. Bases 1 to 807 code for a protein of 268 amino acids.
AUGUCUCCUUCCGCCGCUCCGGACACCACUAUCAAGGUCAGCGACCUCAAUUACCUAUUCCCCGAUGGCUCGACAGGACUUUCACACCUCUCUCUUGACCUCCCUCAGAGUAGUCGAACCCUCUUGAUUGGCGCCAAUGGCGCAGGUAAAAGUACGCUCCUCAGGCUCCUUUCAGGCAAACGGCUCGCGCCAAACGGUUCCAUCGUCAUCGGGGGUGUCGACCCGUUCAAAGAGGGUCUCGAAGGUGUUACAUAUCUCGGUACCGAAUGGGUCCUUAACCCUAUCGUUCGAAGUGAUAUCGAUGUGCCGACUUUACUCGCAUCCGUCGGAGGAGAUUACUACACAGAACGGAGGGAUGAACUGAUUGACAUACUCGAUAUCGAUAUGUCAUGGCACAUGCAUGCAGUGUCAGAUGGAGAAAGGCGGCGUGUCCAGCUUGCCAUGGGCCUAUUGAGACCAUGGAAUCUACUCUUGCUAGACGAAAUCACGGUUGAUCUGGAUCUGUUGAGUCGAAGCAACUUCCUGGAUUUUCUAAAACGGGAGACGGAAAGGAGGCCUUGUACUAUCGUCUACGCUACGCAUAUCCUAGACAACCUUGCCCAGUGGCCUACUCAUUUGGUCCAUAUGCACAUGGGCAAGGUAAGAGACUGGGGCUCCAUGGAGAAGUUCUAUAACAACCGCCCUCGCAUGUCGGAGAACAGUCAGCUGGGUGAACUGGUCAUCGAAUGGCUGAGGAAGGAUAUGAGCGAGCGUGGACCUCGCCCUGGUAGACCAGCAGAGGCUAAAACAAUAACGAGGAACGAAUGA